Messenger RNA from Eupeodes corollae, 1995 nucleotides. RefSeq lists its product as uncharacterized. The transcript has 6 exons. The coding region runs from base 64 to 1971 and encodes 635 amino acids. The record is from RefSeq and is a predicted model, not a curated record. Lineage: Eukaryota; Metazoa; Arthropoda; Insecta; Diptera; Syrphidae.
UUUGAAGCAACAAAACCUAUCACCAAUCUCAAGUUCGUUAAUGUUAAUGCACCGGUUAAAGAGAUGACUUCCAGACUAUUGAUUUUAAUAGCUUUAAAAUUCUUUUUGAUCCUUAUAAAUGCGAAGAUUCGCCCAAAAACAGACUUAAGUAUAAUCGAUGGACAAGGAUUUGUUGCUUAUUUGGAUAAAGAAGAAGAGAGCUUUGGGACCAUUAGUAAAUGUUGGUUUAAAUUUCAGGCAGAUGAUAAUAUGACCGAAAUCGAUUUGAAUUCAAGUGAAUCUAUUAAAACAGUUCGUGGAGAAGAAAUACGAAAGUUUUCCCAAACACAAUGUGGAAUUCGUGUAGACAAGGUUAAUAACGAUUCAAUUGGGGUUUGGACUUUGCAAGCAAUGAAUCAUUCGGAGGUAUAUGUCAAUGGUUCUAUAAAAAUACGAAUUCUAACAACUCCACAAAUGGAACUGUAUACGAUAUUGGAGAAGCCAUUGGGAAGAAACACUAUUUCUUGCACUAAACAAGACCACACAAGAGCAUGUAGAUUGAUUAAUAAUUCGUCUAAGGAAUCAUGGAAUCAAUGUGAAAUGUCUCUGAGAAAUAUCAACAAUGGUAGUAGUUUUGAGUGUCGCACUUUGACCUGGGGUGGCAUGGAUGAGAGUAUAGAAAAAAUAAGUGUCCAAACAACUGUCGUAAGUUCGACUCAAUAUUCUGAGGCGCAAAUCGAAGAGACUGAAGACCACUAUGUUUUGCGUUGUUUGAUGAAAUCCACUCCGGUGCAGGAAUGUCGAGCUGAAAUGCCAGAUCGGAUAACUCAGCUGUAUAUAGCAGAUGGCUUGAGCAAUGGAAGAUAUUCUACAUAUGACACACAGUUAUCUCAAUCUAAAUGCGCUUUAGAGAUACCAAAACCCCUUGAACAGUCCGAGAAUGGCCUUUGGAAAAUAAUUCAACAUUCCAAUUCCGGGUUACUUGGAACUGGAGCUGGAGUUGGAGCUGGUUGUCUCUUUUAUGUCGGUACUUCAAGUAAGGAAACCAUCAUCAAAGAGGAACUCAAACGCCAGCAAGAACAAGAUGAGGAUAAUAGCAUCAACAGUAGUUAUCAAGACCAAAAUCAUCGGGAGAAAGAUGAAAAUGCGGAUGAUGAUGAAAAGAAGGAGGUUGGGAAGGGGGACAAAGACUCAACCAUUCUGCUUCGUGGACGAAGGAUUGAAUUGUACUCGACCGAAAGUACAAUUUCCGAAAUAACGUGUACGGUACCGUUUGUUGUGGACGAUUGCUAUCUGAGAGAUCCCAAGAACAUUGUCCGUUUUCCGGAUAGUGGAAGAUUUCAACGGACUCGUGCCCUUGGCAUUUGUACAUUCAUCAAUGUGCAAAGUAUGCCUGGCAUAUGGUCGUGUGGUCUACGAGGAUCCGAUUACAAGGACGAUGUUGUCCAGGAUAUUGAGGUUUGUGUUGAAUCGAAACUAGGUCGGGUGGUUACUGGCGUUAUUAGGAUUGCACAGCGUGAGCCUCUGGAGGUAAUGUGUAAGUCCCCGUUUGAAGAACCAAUUUCUAAAUGCGUAUAUGUGAGUCCUGCAGGUCAGGUACACUUGGUGGCUAGCAAUACUGGAGGCGUAAGGAUGACAGGCCGUGUUCAAUACUUUGGCGAAGGUAUUGAUAGAGGUUUUUGUGGAAUGCGUAUCGUUGCAGUUAGUGUAGAUGAUUUUGGAGACUGGAGCUGCCAAUUUCAGAACGUUAACAAUGGGGCGACUUUAUCAAAUUUUACAAUCACCGUUAAAGAGAAACCUAAAUCACAGGUGUCUUGGCAGGUGGUCCUUGGGAUCGUUCUAGGAGCUUUAAUCGUCGGGGUGAUUUUAAUUUCUGUUAUAGUUUUUGGAUACAAGAAACUCCGGCCAUCAUCAGCAGCAUCACCAUCACCAUCGAUUAACCCCAAUCCAUCAGAUCAAAUUGAAGCUAUAGAUAUGUCAGUUCGAGAAUAAAAGCUGGCUGUGCUAAAAACUCAA